This is a messenger RNA of Cajanus cajan (pigeon pea), 3566 nucleotides long. RefSeq lists its product as uncharacterized. The record is from RefSeq and is a predicted model, not a curated record. Gene Ontology annotation, molecular function: transcription corepressor activity. Gene Ontology annotation, cellular component: nucleus. NCBI's taxonomy places the organism in Eukaryota, Viridiplantae, Streptophyta, Magnoliopsida, Fabales, Fabaceae.
GCCAAGAGAGAACGACUUGGGUUUUAGUUUUUAUUUUCUCUCUUGCUCGUGCAAUUUUUCUUCUCCUCUCUCUCUCUCUCUUUCUCUAAUUCUUCGUAGCCAUGAAAGCUCCUCUCCCUUAACACAGGCAGCUUGCUUUCUUCAUGUGGGUCUCGCUCGCUUCUUCUUCGUCCAUGGAGGUGGAGGCAGCACAAGUUAAUGGCUUGAACUAUAUUGACGAGCAAGCAGAUGAACAAUCACUUUCUCCAGAACAUUCUGGUGUUUAUGAUGUUUUUGGUGAUCCGGAUAUAUUUCCUCGAGUGGGUGAGCAGUACCAGGUUGAAGUUCCGCCUUUAAUUUCAAAAUCUGACUAUUACUGGUCUCUGAGGAACCCAGAUGAGGCAGAAAGUACAGCAAGUACUCUCUAUAAGUUUCGAGUAGGGUUACCUAUCCCAAUAAUUUGGAUUAAGGAUGAAGUAGAGAACCAUAGGCACAAUUUGCAGAAAAAUGCAAGCAAGUCAAAUGGAGUUACCAAUAAAAAUGACCUCAAAUGGAUAAAAGAGACCUCAAAUGGUCUGGAUUGUGAUAAAUUGAAGCCUAAACUGGUGGCUGUUGACAGUACAUUGGUCAAUGGAAUGAAAUUGGGAGAAGCAGCAAAUUCCAAUAUGCAGCAAGAAACAAAGAUCGAGAAGCAUAGAGAUAAAGGCCAUUGUCUAGUUCCUGGGUCUGCAUGUGACACCUGGAAUGAAAUUGAAGAGGCCAGUUUCAUCCUUGGCUUGUAUAUAUUUGGGAAGAACCUUGUUCAGGUGAAAAGAUUUAUUGGCAAUAAGAAGAUGGGAGAUAUACUGUCAUUCUAUUAUGGGAAAUUUUAUAAAUCGGACAAAUAUCAAAGAUGGUCUGGAUGCAGAAAAAUGAGAAGCAGAAAAUGCAUUUAUGGCCAAAAAAUUUUCACAGGACCAAGGCAACAAGAGCUCUUGUCUCGAUUACUACCAAUUGUGUCAGAGGAAUGCUACAAUAAAUUAAUUGAGGUGUCCAAGGCAUUUGUAGAGGGGAAAAUGCUUCUAGAAGAUUAUGUUUUAACUUUAAAGGCCUCAGUUGGGCUCAAAGCUCUUGUUGAGGGAGUAGGAGUUGGUAAGGGGAAAGAAGAUCUUACAGGACUUAAUAUAGAUUCUAUGAAGUCCACCCAAGCAAAUCCUGUUCGCCAAGAAAUACCAGUUGGCAAAGCAUGUUCAAUGCUGACACCUUCAGAAAUAAUAAGCUUUCUAACAGGUGAUUUCAGAUUAAGUAAAGCUCGAACAAGUGAUCUCUUCUGGGAAGCUGUUUGGCCUUGUUUACUUGCCAGAGGUUGGCACUCUGAGCAGCCAGAUAGUCAUAAUUAUGCUGUUGCUUCUAAGCAUUCUCUGGUCUUCCUUGUCCCAGGAGUUAAGAAGUUUUCAAGGAAACUAGUAAAGGGGAAUCACUAUUUUGACUCCGUUAGUGAUGUCCUGUGUAAAGUUGCUUCUGACCCUGAGCUAAUUGAGCUGGAGACAGUUGCAGAUAAUGAUGGCACUAGCAAGCAAGGAAAUGGGUGGACAAAAGAUACAAAACUGGACUGCGAAAAUUCCCCUAAUCAACCACGUUACUGCUAUCUCAAGGUAAAAACUCCAAACCGUGGUACUGAUGUCAUGAAAUUUACUGUCGUGGACACAAGUCUGGCUAGUGAAAAGAUGACAAAGGUGAGAGAACUGAGAAGCUUGCCAUUUGAAGUUUUAAAAGCUUGUACUUCUGAAAAUGACUCGGAUGAUGAGAAUACUUCUGAGGAGCAAACAAAUGAAUCCGGGUCUGUCAAUAUGACAUGCUUUGAUAAAGGGAAGAAUGACAUUACUAAAGCCAGUAAAUCUAAUAUUGGUACAGGUGUCUCUUCGCUUUUGAAUGGUUUAGAAAACAAUCUUUCGAAAGAGGAGCUUCCAAGGAGUAGCAUGGGUUCUAGUAGCUUAUCUGCUGCCUGCAAGGGCCAGAAGACAGAAUUGUUGAGUAACACACUCAAAAGAGAUGGUAUGAAGUUCCCAUCACUUCAUAGAAUGGUAUCUGAUAACAAAAACGAUCUAGUCCCGGUUACAAAAAGACGGAGGAGAUUAACUGCCUGUAGCCGUGCAAAGAAAAAUAGUAACACUGCCAAUUUCUUUGUGGUUCCCAGAGUAAAACAAGAUGAGGCCAGUUUUUGUCCAGAUCCAGACAACUCAAAAUCUAGUGCAAAUGUAACUGCCAACUUCUCUGUGGCUCCCGGAGUAAAACAAGAGGAAGCCAGUUACUGUCCUCAAAAGUCAAAGUUUAUUGAGAGUGUUCUUUCAUGGGAAAUACCACCCCAGGAGAUAAAGUCAUCUGCAGGUCUUCCAACCCAGAGUAACGAAAUAUUAGCAGAUCCUCUGUCAAACCCCAGCUCAAUCAUCAAUGGAGAAGCUGUUCCUGACACUAGUUCUUCAGGUGCUAAGGAUCAAUGUGAUAAACCCCAGCCACGGACUAUGAUUGACCUUAACUUACCUGUUUCACCAGAAGUUGAAGCUGAUGAACCUCUUGUGAAUGAAGUGGUUGUGAUGCAGCAAAAUAACACAGGCAAGGAAUCAGAUGAGCUCAGUGUUGGAACAAACUCCAAACUUGGGGAUCACCCUGACCAUCAGCCUGACAUGCACACCCGGAGGCAGAGCACCAGAAAUAGGCCACCAACAACAAAAGUGCUUGAAGCUUUUGCCUUUGGAUAUCUAGACAGAAAGGAGAAGCGCAAAAGCAGAGAUUAUCACCAGGACAGCUCAAUAACAAGACCUUCUCGACGUGUAUCUCGCAAAGUGGCAGGUUCUAGUAUUAGUGGUACUGGUUUUGAAAAGGAGGAAAAAACAGAUGUUAUCUGUAAUGGUAGCCCUAGCAGUGACAGUAAUGUGAUAGACACAGGCUCCAAGUGUAAUGAAGGAUAAAUGAAACUGAGUUUUCAAGCUAAACCUGUUUUCAAUAUUUUUAGAUGGCAGCGCUUGACAAACAAUAUAGUCAGCCUUUUCACUCAUUGAAGUGGUUAUGCACAUCAUGGAUGUUAGAUACAAACUUCAAAGGAAGUGUUUUUAUAGCAUGGUAUUCAAGUCUUUUCUGUCCAAGAGAAUGUACUAUAAACUACACAGAGAAAUUCCUCUGGUCAACUCAGCUUAGCAAUCAACAGAAUCUGAGGUUUCUAGUAGUCUCCUGGAGUUCAGGUUUUAUGCUUUUAUCAUUUCUUAGUUGUAGUGCCAGUCUUCGAUUUCAGACAAGGUUUCACGGAACACUUGCUGCCCCCUAUUGAUCAGGUGAUUUGUCAAUGCUGCCUGGUUAUGAACAGAAUACAUAGUAAGCCAAAUGCACAUUAGGACUGUAGUUUUUUUUUUCCUUUUUGGUUAUUAUUUUGGGUUACUUAGAUUUUUAACCUCUUCGAUUUCUGUCAAACUGGUGACAGAAUAAAGGAAAAGGAGCAGUUGCCAUAGGCUUUUCCCCUGUAUGGGUGUGUCCUCCUAGGUCAUGACUCCAAACAUUCAUUAUACAUGCAUAUAUGAUGUGAUUUCAUCAUAAUUAAUUGCUGGUUGUUUGAA